Ostrea edulis (European flat oyster) is the source of this 1575-nucleotide messenger RNA. Its product is annotated as sulfotransferase 1C2-like. Lineage: Eukaryota; Metazoa; Mollusca; Bivalvia; Ostreida; Ostreidae. Gene Ontology annotation, molecular function: sulfotransferase activity. Gene Ontology annotation, biological process: sulfation. Gene Ontology annotation, cellular component: cytoplasm. The coding region runs from base 251 to 1117 and encodes 288 amino acids. The record is from RefSeq and is a predicted model, not a curated record. The transcript has 7 exons.
UGGUUGUUGCUCUUUAAACUAGCGCGGGUUACCGACAAUAAUCCUUCCGAAUCAAGCCGUCUGUACCCUAAACUUAAAUUUACAACAAGUGAAUGUAUGCUGGUAUUCCAUCAUAUACAUUUACAAGCUAAAACUUUUGUACACACCUGUAUUUAGAGGGUAAAGUAGGACAAAGGCGAUCAACAUUUUAUGCAAGAGUCCAUAUCGGUAAACAAUUUACCUCGUGCGUUUGAUUCCUGUCACAUUGACCAUGGACGGUGAAAGUCCACAAGAGCUGAGGAGUGUAGAGGGUGAGACAAUAAUAGAAAGAAAAUGCCCAGGCGGAUGGUCAUCCAAAUGGAUCCUGUUGCACGGACAAUAUAAACCACUGGACCAUGUACAAAAUCAAUCCAUACCAGACCCAAGGUCUCAUGUACCAAAAGUCCGCAAUAUGGAAAUAUUUGACGAUGACAUCAUGAUCUAUGCCUACCCUAAAUGUGGGACUCAUUGGGUUUGGGAAAUGAUAAAAAUGCUGCAGAAAGGCAAAGCUGAAUAUGAAAAACGUCCAAAAGAAGCUACGAUGAUGGAAUUUCAAUCUGUGGAGAAUUUAUCUGAAGAAAGAAGACCCAGAGUGUUCAAUACACACUUUUUUCCUAAUGAAGUACCAACAGCAUCAUUGGAGGGGAAAGGGAAGAAUUUGUUUUUGCUACGAAAUCCCAAAGAUGUGUUCGUGUCCUACUAUCACCAUUUAAUGAACUGGAAGGUUUUCGAUGGACGGAUGAGCUGGGAUGAUUACAUGUACAUGGCAAUUAAUUAUGGAGGAUGUAGAUAUGAUUGGUAUGGGUACACCAGCGAAUGGGAGAAAGAAAUGAAUAAGAAAAAGACGAAUUACUUAUGUCUAUACUAUGAGGACAUAAAGAAGAAUCCCCUUGCAACGGUCAAGUCUAUUGCCGAAUAUCUUGGAAUUCCGUGUUCAGAAACCUUAGCGGAGGAAAUUGUUCACAAAUGUAAACUUGAAAACAUGAGAUCUGCCAAUAAAGAUAAACAUGACGACAGAAACCAGAGUGGGGCAAACUCGGACAUGCAUGAUCCAGACAAAAUGUACAGAAAAGGCGAAGAUGAUGAACGAAUCUCAUAACUCCUAUAAGGAAUGCAAAAUAAAGAGUUGGGCAAACACGUACACCUGGAUCAGCUGCAGAGGUGGCUUAAGCAUCCCAUCGACCAGUCACUCCCGCCAUGAGCCCUAUCUCUUGAUCAGGUAGACGGUGUAAUAUGUAGUCACGAUCAUUAUCAGGUAAAUGGAGUAAUCCGUAGUCAAAAUCAGUGUGCCAAGAACGGUCUAACAAUCGGUAAUAAACGUGUCAAACAACAUUUGGCCCAAAUAAUAGGUUAUAUGGGCAAACUAGAUCAAUAUAACGACCAUAGAAUUUGCGAAAUGGUAUUUUGAACGAGAAUAAAUUAAGUCGCAUAAGAAUACAAAACAGGUAAGCUAAUAAAGUAGCACAAUUGAUGCCCAUGGUAGUUCCAAAUGAAAAAUGAAAACAGCAUUAUUCCAUUUGAAUUUGAAUAGAGAAUGUUUAAAAGAUGCCAAUGUUU